UUAGUCAAUUGGGGCGUGUAUCACACUCCCUACCUUUGCGCAAACGUUUCGUGUGCCGUCAAAUUUGAUUCUCGUCGGUAGUAACGCCUUUUAUUUUAAAUACUGAAAAACAAAAAUCUGGUUUGUAGGGUUUAACCGAAACAGGACCUGGGUCUGUCUUAGAUUUUUAAAUGGUGAAGAAAAACGAGAGCUUUAAGCCCAAACAAGAAAGCAAGAAGGAGAGAAAGAGAUGGAGUUCAUGGGGGUUGAUCGGGGCAUUAGUGGCAGUUGCUCUGGCAGUUGUUGUAGCUGUUACUGUUUCUCUAAUGACCGCUUCAAAGAUUGGUUCUUUGAUUAACAGCAAUAACAAGUCAUGUCAAUGCCCUUCUUCUCAGGAUUCAGGGAAAUAUAAGGGAGUGAUUGAGGAUUGUUGUUGUGAUUAUGAGAGUGUAGAUAGUGUAAAUGGAGAGGUGUUGCAUCCUUUGCUUCAAGAGCUUGUUACAACACCGUUUUUUCGGUAUUUUAAGGUUAAAUUGUGGUGCGACUGCCCUUUCUGGCCCGAUGAUGGUAUGUGCCGCUUGCGUGAUUGCAGUGUUUGUGAAUGCCCAGAAAACGAGUUCCCAGAACCUCUUAAGAAGCCAUUCCUCUAUGGUCUUCCAGCAGAUGAUGUGGCGUGUCAAGAGGGAAAUCCACAGGCUGCUGUUGAUCGCACAUUAGACAGUAGAGCUUUUAAAGGAUGGAUAGAGACAGAUAAUCCAUGGACAAAUGAUGACGAGACUGAUAAUGAUGAGAUGACAUAUGUGAAUCUCUUAUUGAAUCCGGAACGCUACACUGGUUAUGUUGGUCCAUCAGCUAGAAGAAUAUGGGAUGCUGUUUACUCAGAGAAUUGCCCAAAAUAUCCAUCGGGAGAGAUGUGCCAGGAGAAAAAAGUAUUAUACAAAUUAAUAUCUGGCCUCCACUCUUCCAUUUCAAUCCAUAUAGCUGUUGACUAUCUUCUUGAUGAGAGCACCAAUAAGUGGGGUCAGAACCCGGAAUUGAUGUAUGAUCGUGUUCUCAGAUAUCCUGAUCGUGUCAGAAACUUGUACUUCACAUUCCUCUUUGUUUUGCGUGCCGUGGCUAAAGCAGCAGAUUACCUGGAGCAGGCUGAGUAUGACACUGGUAACCAUACAGAGGACCUAGAGACACAGUCUUUAGUGAGGCAGUUACUUCACAACCCCAAACUCCAAGCUGCUUGUCCUCUUCCAUUUGAUGAAGCUAAGUUAUGGCAAGGUCAAAGUGGACCUGAACUGAAGCAGCAAAUUCAAAAGCAAUUCAGAAAUAUUAGUGCAUUGAUGGACUGUGUUGGCUGUGAGAAGUGUAGACUCUGGGGGAAACUUCAGGUUCUUGGCCUUGGUACUGCAUUGAAGAUCCUCUUUUCUGUUGAUGGUCAAAAUCAGCCAAGCGAAUCUCUCCAACUACAACGAAAUGAAGUGAUUGCUCUGGUAAAUUUGCUCAAUCGACUCUCAGAAUCUAUAAAAUACGUUUGUGAACAGGGACCUUCAAUUGAGAAGACCAUGGAGAGACAGAUAUCAGAUCCUUCUGAAACCAAGUAUGCUAGUACAUGACAGAGAGCAGGGGAGUCUCUGUUUCGGCUUUGGUUAGGGAAAUCAUCAGCAUAGCAAGUCAUUGUUAGACACUGCUGUAAAAAGUUUGAAGGCUGCUUUACAGUCAUACAUACCAGUAUCGCUUAAGAGCAAUAGGUCAGGGGUUUUGCAGAAACACAGUCUUCCCGAGAACACAAGUCCCACGCAAAUGUUGGUAUAAAAUAGUCUGGAGUAGGCAUAGUUUUGAACACUUAAAUGUGGUACUCAACAUUUGCCUGAUUGGGCCUGUUGUUGCUGGUUAUAUUCAUGCUCCCCUUUUUAAACAAAGAAAACAAGUAUACGACACGUAUUGAUGCAAUUUUUGUUUCUCA
This is a messenger RNA of Populus trichocarpa (black cottonwood), 1933 nucleotides long. Its product is annotated as endoplasmic reticulum oxidoreductin-1. Gene Ontology annotation, cellular component: endoplasmic reticulum membrane; endoplasmic reticulum. Lineage: Eukaryota; Viridiplantae; Streptophyta; Magnoliopsida; Malpighiales; Salicaceae. The transcript has 10 exons. The record is from RefSeq and is a predicted model, not a curated record. The coding region runs from base 171 to 1583 and encodes 470 amino acids. Gene Ontology annotation, biological process: protein folding in endoplasmic reticulum. Gene Ontology annotation, molecular function: protein-disulfide reductase activity; FAD binding; thiol oxidase activity.